UCUUUGGCUGGUGCGGACGUACAAAUAAAUUCUCGUCGUUUGUUAGAAAAGUGUAAGCCAGGAAAGUGUAGAGCGUCUAAAAGUUGUACGUGGAUUAGGAAUAUCAACUGUUCGACCUUAAGUAGUGCGCAGCUAGAUUUAAUGCAUUCCUCAACUAGAGCGAGAGAGGUUGAUUGCGUUGUCUUUAAUAUUGAACUCGAACUCUGAAGCGUUGAAACGUUGAUCGUGACUAGUUCCUCGAGGACGGAAGAACAGUAUAAAAUCGUACGAGUUGUUGUUGUGCUGUUGGUGUUUCAACAAGUAUUGGGAAACCAAGGAUAUGAUCAUUUGCAGAAAUUAUUUAAGUGGCAUUUUGAACUAUUCGAGUACUCCACGCGGUCAGAGUUCAGUCACCUGCUUGUACAUGUACCAUUUAGUGCGUUAAGUGAACCUGCGAAAAGCGAAAGUAGAAAUUUCCUUGGUGACUAAAAAUAUCCGCCGAGGGAAAAUACAUUUUGCCGGUUUAGAGCACACACAACUGGCAGCAGAAAAAUGUGCUGUUCCUUCUUCCCCGUUCGGCUCAUCUAAAUAUAUAUAGAUUUAUGUUUGGAUGGUAAGUGAAGUGCGUGUUUCGAUGCCUGUAAGAGGAAGCAGAUCAGGAAUCAAUUGCAGCGUGACUGUCGUCAUGCGUUCGCGCGAAUUCUGCUUCGCCGCAUAGAAAUGCAAGGCGUAUCAUCAUCGCCACACCACACGUCCUAUGAGGAACCUCAUACACACAGUGAUUUUCAUACAAAUGGUUCUCUGCAGUGCGAACGACUGUGGCAUUCUGAGAAUAAUGCUCACAUGGCAUGUGUAUGAUAGAAAGGAAAUAUAUGUGUGCUGAAUCACAACACACAUCACGGAUAUGCGGUUGCUGAAUAUAUGCCAUAUAUUAGAUUAUUUGAAGAUAACAAUCUAUCUGUUUUACUGUCAUUUGAAAAUGCGUAAAGAAUCAAAUGCUGUAUUUUGUUAGAUUUCUUUUAUUAUAUCUCAGACUUGCAAAAUAAAAGACUGUCAUAGCAGAGUAGUUAUUUUGCUGGAGUAAUUCUAGGUCCAGUUACUUAUUCACUGUUCUAAUUUUAGAAAAGCUUGUAAAAAUUAUCUUGCCGGUACAUUAUAUUGUCAAUCAAAACAAUAGACUCCUAGGAACAGGAAUAGGGAAUAAACAAAUUAUUGAGUUAAUUUAUCAAACGUGGCAUCGAAGUGGAUCAGUUAUUGGAAAAUUCUUUUUCAUAAACCAAAUAACACCGGAGGUGGACAAGAAACGAUACUACUUCAGAGUGAAGCAUAAUAAGCAAAACCCGGCAGUUGCAGAGACGCGUUCCGUAACGCUAAACUUUAGUAGCUACAUUGAAUGCUGUAGGACGCGGAUCGUUGGCGGAGCACGCAGUGAGAAGCUAACUUUGGCAGUUGUACCUAUGGUGGAAAUCCGCAUUCGGCAGGGCAGAGCAUACCGAGAAUCGUGUCGGUUCAAAUCGAAGUGGAAAAUGAUCGUGAAAAACUGAACCGUUUUCUUUUUGUUUGUACGCGAGUGUUUGCUGCAGUACGUACGCGCGAGGUGCCAAAACAGAAACAAAUGUAUACCGAAUUUCGAGAGGAAAUAUUAAAAACGUAAUCCCAUCGGAGGCACGUAAUUUGAUGAGAAGAAUUUUGGUGCGACGACGAAGCUGAUGAAAAUGAUGCUGACGAUGAUGAUGUUGAUGACGACGAGAAGCUAAAUAAGUCCGGUUAGCAGAGGCAAAAGUAUGUUUGUGUGUGCGGAGAUGAAAAUCUUGGCGCUUCGUCUUUGGCUGCCAGUGUGAGAUGCAUUCUGAGCCGGUCGGGAAGCGUUUUGUGAAAAUACUGAAUAAUUUACUGCGUCGAAAUGCUUGUUUACGGCAACGGUCGUCCCGUGUCCGUGUAGAACGGUUUGCUACAGUUCCAGUAGUGCAAAAUGAAAUUAUUUGUUGUGCUAAUUAACCUGGUGCUGUGCUUUAGUCUGGCCUAUGAACGAGUGGAAACCAGGACCGACAGUGAAGAGAAUCUUUUAGGCCAUGGUGAUUUGUUGAGUGACCGGAACGAAUAUUUGAAAAAAUCCAUCGCCGCUCUACUGGCUGACGAUGGAAGCCAGAUAUAUCCGUCCAUGUCAAAUGACGGCCCCUUCGCGGACUACCGGCAAAGCCAACAGGAACAGUACGGUGGCAGUCAGAGCUACCGCAAACCGACGGUUCAACGAGUGCACAGUGUUAGUUACGAUCCGCGCGAUGGCACCCCAUAUACCAGAGAGGUAGCAGUGAAGCAGGGUCGGAUCAAGGGUGUUGUUCGGGUGAUGCAUCCACAGUCCGGGUUAAAAAAUGUCGACCAGUACCUGGGAAUACCGUACGCUGAAGCACCGGUCGGGUCACGCCGUUUUAUGCCUCCUGGUGCUCCGAUACCCUGGACCGGACUCAAGAUGGCUAUCAAAAUGUCGCCUGUUUGCCCGCAGAAUCUGCCCACCUUGAAUAAUGUAAAUAACAAUUACUCCAAAGGCAGAUAUGAUCAACUGAAAAGACUGCUUCCCUAUCUGAAGGUUGAGAGCGAAGACUGUUUAUAUUUAAAUCUUUACGUGCCGAGCUACGAUGGAAUUGGACCACAGACCAAAUAUCCGGUAAUUGUGUACAUUCACGGUGAGUCGUACGAGUGGAAUAGUGGGAAUCCGUACGAUGGCUCCAUUCUCGCUAGCUACGGCCGGGUCAUCAUAGUAACGCUUAACUUCCGGUUGGGAAUUCUCGGGUUUAUGAAACCGGGCAUUAGUGAUCACACUACAAGUAAUUUCGGUUUGCUGGAUCAAAUCGCAGCUUUACAAUGGAUAAAGGAAAACAUUGGCGCAUUCGGGGGAGACCACAAAUUGGUAACAGUGAUGGGUCACGGAACGGGAGCUGCAUGUGUCAACUUUCUGAUGGUUUCACCUGUUGCCAAGGGACUUUUUCAUCGUGCCAUCCUACUGUCGGGAUCCGCUCUUUCGGAUUGGGCGCUCACACAGCAUCCGCUGCAAUCGACAAUGCAAGUGUUGCAAGGACUGAACUGUCCCUUGAAUGGUGACAACGAUGAGGUUGCUGCUUGUCUACGUAGAAAACGGUACAGCGAAAUUUUGAACGUUAAAAUAGCGUCGCCGCAAUUUUCAACGCGAUUCGGACCGAUUGUAGAUGGGUUGGUGAUUCCAAAUACACCCCACAAAGUGAUGGGUCAAUACAGUGACAUAUUUAGUGGAUACGAUUUGCUGUACGGAAUGACCGAGUUGGAAUCAUACAACAUCCUGAAUGCUGUCGCGUUGGCGUAUGGGCUGCUAGAGAACGAACGUGACAAUUUACUGCGGUUUUAUAUGCAGAACCGUUUCGAAAUUCGCCCGGAUCUGGCACUGGCCGCCACGCUUAGCGAGUACACUGGCAUCCUUACCGACCCGAACAAGUCGCUGGCGGAUAUACACCGUGACACACUGCUAGACAUCCUGUCCGAUGCUCGGGUGGCUGCUCCGAUGGUGCAGACAGGGCUCUAUUUGUCCAAGGUUAAUCCCAAAUGCUAUAUGUACGUUUUCGGCCACAACAGCGAGGCAGGGGAAUACGGACGGCUUUCACAAAGCGUGGUAGGAGAAGAUUUGGCCUAUGUGUUUGGUGCUCCGCUCGGACAGGUGGGACCCUUCCAAACGCAUUACAAUGCACGCGAGCGUUUGUUCUCCGAAGCAGUUAUGAAAUAUUUUUCAAAUUUUGCUCAAACAGGUAAUCCCAAAGCACCCUGGAAGGACUUAUUUCUCAACAUGAACCCAGAGGAGUGGCGCUACUACGAUGUUGACUGGCCAGAGUUCAACAGUGUUAAUCAAAGCUUCCUUCACAUGGGAUUGACGCCCGUUGUUAGCCGCCAUUACCGUCAGCAAUAUAUGAAAUUUUGGAACCAGAAGCUCCCCGAAGAGCUAAAACGCAUAACCACUUCGAAACCGUAUUCGUCCUAUUCGGAAUUUCUUGGCACACCCGAUCGACGAAUGACGACACCCAAUCCGGAAUUCAUCACCGGCCAUAUCAAUCUAUUUCCGAUCAAAGUUGAUGUUGAAAAGCCCACCGAAGACUCAUUUAAAGCAUUGGUCUAUCGCAUGAAGGACUCGCAUACUGGCGGGAGUCCGGGCAUGUAUAAUGCACCAGCAGCUUCAGUGGGCAUCCCGGCAGAGGCACCCUCUAAAGAAAAACCAGAACCGGCCAAUGUCGAACAGGAAGUGGAUGGGUCGGAUAUGAUGAAGACAGAAGCGUCACUGAAGAUGCUGAUUGCAGUGGCAAUUGUUUUUCUAUUAUUCAACAUUUUCGCUAUUGUUGGAUAUGUCAUCAAACGCCAUAUUGGCAGCAGGAAGGAGGAGAGGAAAUUCAAUGAUAACAUUCUAGAGAGCGCUGCUUCGAUAAACGACAAACGAUCAAAGUUAAACGAUGCCGAUGAGAGCUAUAUUUUGGAUAUGAUGAGAAAAUCUAAUCCCUACGAGCCGAUGGUGAAGGCGAACAAUUUUACUUUACCAAGACAAUUCAGUGGCGAUAUUGUGGACGCCCAUACUAAGGUCUGUGACUGGAUAGCGCAAGACUAUGGAACAGUUUGCCCAAACCAACCUCAAUGCGAUAAUGUUGGAACACUUAAAUCGUGUCAAAACGAGAACCAUAGUAUUCCACAGAAAAUUAGUGUUGCAAUUGAUGCUACCCCACAAGCUAGGAGCAAUAGCGUUCUGCGGCAAGAGCCGAUUGAAAUCACAAAAGCCAAAUCUUUCGAGUAUGCUUCACCGGAUGAUUACGAAGAAAGUGUAAGCCCAGACUCACCAUGUGAUUCUGAACAACGACAGCAGUGUUCUAGCUCAGGAUCAUCAUAUUCUUAUAGUGAUUGCGAUUACAAAAUUGAGCCGAAACAUUCGAAAUCCGAUCGAAAUCCGAUUUACAACAAUUACCCUUACCAGGCUGAGGAAGUUACAAGUUUUAUCGAAGCCGGUGAUAUAAACGUAACUUCAAGAGAUAAAAGUGAGGAGAAAGACCCACUUUCCCCAGAAGAGGCUCUAAAAGUGAUUCAGCGCCGAAAUUUUCCCAAAGUCCUUCCGGAUUAUCCAAACGGAAUGGCGGGAAUAUCAGCGUCCAUGAAACGGCGUUCAUUGCCUCCACAAGCCUUUUUACUUGGCAGUUGUAAUAGUUUGCGGCGGGAAAGCUCUCGUCUCGUACCUGCACCUCCACCAAGGAUCUCGUCAACAUUGGGAAGACGUUCAUCGAAACACAGAGCCAGCAACAAUUUCUUGAGUUCGCCACCCAUGAUGGCCGAAGAACCUCCGAUUGAGGAGGAGCCACCAAUUUCACUCAACACUUUACACGUAGGACCGUUGCUGCCAAAGCACCAAGAAAACACUUACGUAACAAUGUCUCGACAAAACUCAGUCGACAGGGAACCGGCGCAGCCGCUAGAAGAACCGGCAGUUGAUAUAAUUUGUAUAGAACACAAGCCCGAGAGUCAUUACAGCUACAUUAAACCACCCAGUGCAGUUAAGCCUCAAUCGUCAUUUAAAUCGUCUCCAUCGAGGGACUUGAACCGACCAGAAAGUCGAACUGAAGCUCAGUCAGAGCUUUCCGCGCUACCAUCAAUCCAUCGACCCGGUCCCAGUGCCUUACGACGGGAACUCAGUUCCGAUUCAUCCGCCACCGAUACCACUUCGAGUAGUACCGGAACCAUUAAGCAGCUGUAGUAUGUAGAUGAUGAGCUUUAAUUUUUUGUACACGUCAUCAGAAAACCAUACAAUGAACAGCACCAAGUGAGAGGAGGGGAAAAGAGAAGUUUAUUACACUGCAAAGUAUUUAUUUACCAAAGCCCACUACUUCCGCUCACGUCCAAACUAUUGACAACAAUAUUCCGAUCAACUAUUUAUUCAAGUGUAAACUUUCUACUGUCAACAGUGUCGAACUUAUAAUAUAUUUACGGUUAGUGCUUGCGCCUGAUAUCUCCAGAUGUUGACUAUCAGCAGUCGGGAUAAUUAUUUUUCUAGAGAUUAUUAUUACACAAUACGUCGCUUAUUAAGGGCGACAUCAGAAUAAAUACUACACAUAACGGGAUUUUUAUAUAGAGUAACACAGA
Messenger RNA from Wyeomyia smithii (pitcher-plant mosquito), 6114 nucleotides. RefSeq lists its product as uncharacterized. Gene Ontology annotation, molecular function: signaling receptor activity; neurexin family protein binding. Lineage: Eukaryota; Metazoa; Arthropoda; Insecta; Diptera; Culicidae. Bases 1952 to 5728 code for a protein of 1258 amino acids. The transcript has 11 exons. Gene Ontology annotation, biological process: modulation of chemical synaptic transmission; synaptic vesicle endocytosis; neuron cell-cell adhesion. Gene Ontology annotation, cellular component: postsynaptic membrane; cell surface; synapse. The record is from RefSeq and is a predicted model, not a curated record.